AUGUAUGUUGGCUUUUCUGCGGCCUAUAGUCCACUCAAAAUAGGAACAUCUCAUUUUAUACUUGGAUGGAGCUUCAAGAUGAAUGGUGUUGCACAAGCUAUUGAUCUCUCCCAGCUCCCCAAGCUACCUCGGUUUGGACAUAAGAAAGUGUCUAAAAUUUUCACCGUGGGAUUGCCCCUGAUUUGCAUAACUUUUUCAUUAAUACUAAUAUCUGGAGUAGCUUAUUAUCUAAGGAGAAAGUGGAAGUUUGCAGAAGUGCUAGAAGAAUGGGAGCUAGCUUACGGACCUCAGAGGUUCAAGUAUAAAGAUUUAUACAUUGCCACCAAGGGGUUCAGAGAACAAGAGCUGUUGGGAGGAGGCGGAUUUGGCAGGGUCUACAAAGGCGUGUUGCCAACAAACAGGGUUGAAGUUGCUGUCAAGAAGGUCUCUCAUCAUGCAAGGCAGGGUAUGAGAGGAUUUAUCGCAGAAAUCAUCAGUAUAGGACGCUUGCACCAUAGAAAUUUAGUACCGCUCUUGGGUUAUUGCCGGCGUAAAGGAGAGUUACUUUUGGUAUAUGAAUUCACGUCCGAUGGUAGUCUAGACAGAUUUCUGUUCAACCAACCAAAGUGUUCUCUCAACUGGAACCAAAGAUUUCGAGUCAUCAAAGGUGUGGCGUCAGCAUUGCUCCAUCUACAUGAAGAAUGGGAGCAAGUAGUGAUCCACCGAGAUGUAAAAGCCAGUAAUGUUUUGUUAGAUGGUGAACUGAAUGGAAGAUUAGGAGAUUUCGGUCUGGCAAGGCUAUACGAUCAUGGAACUCUACCUCAAACCACCCAUGUAGCGGGAUCUUUUGGGUACCUUGCCCCUGAGUAUGGUAGGUCAGGGAGGGCCACAACGAAGACUGAUGUAUAUGCUUUUGGUGCCUUUUUGCUAGAGGUUGCAUAUGGAAGAAGGGCAAUAGAUCCCCGAGCAGUACCAGAAGAGAGUAUCAUUUUGGUUGAUUGGGUAUUUUUGUGCUGGAAAGAAGGGGAUAUUCUCCAAGCGGUUGAUCAAAAGCUGGGUGCUGAGUAUGUGAAAGAGGAAGCAGAAUUGGUGUUGAAACUAGGCUUGUUGUGCUCUCAUUCAGAAGCAAAUCUUAGGCCAAGUAUGAGGCAAGUUCUGUUGUACUUGGAGGGAUCAGUUGCCCUGCCUGAUUUAUCAUCACUGGCCAUGAAGGGUUCUGCUGUUGGUUUUGACGUUUCCACAGACAAAUGUUUUUCACAUUCUGUAGCAGACUAUCUUCUCUCUGACGGUCGGUAA
Coffea arabica (coffee) is the source of this 1275-nucleotide messenger RNA. RefSeq names its product L-type lectin-domain containing receptor kinase IV.1-like. NCBI's taxonomy places the organism in Eukaryota, Viridiplantae, Streptophyta, Magnoliopsida, Gentianales, Rubiaceae. The record is from RefSeq and is a predicted model, not a curated record. Gene Ontology annotation, molecular function: protein kinase activity; ATP binding. Gene Ontology annotation, biological process: protein phosphorylation.